Messenger RNA from Aspergillus luchuensis, 327 nucleotides. RefSeq names its product mitochondrial 37S ribosomal protein mS33 (gene RSM27). Bases 1 to 327 code for a protein of 108 amino acids. Lineage: Eukaryota; Fungi; Ascomycota; Eurotiomycetes; Eurotiales; Aspergillaceae. The record is from RefSeq and is a predicted model, not a curated record. The transcript is spliced from 4 exons. Gene Ontology annotation, cellular component: mitochondrion.
AUGGCGGCGCCUUACAGCAGACUGCUUGAUCUGGUCAAGGUCCAAUGUCGGAUCUUCUCGCUAAACUUCAACCCCGAAAGAGCGCGAUUGGGAAACAAAAUUCUACGACAGCGCCUGCGUGGCCCGGCGCUGGCAGCAUGGUACCCGAGAAAGACGGUCUCGUUUCGUGAUUUGCAGGACACAUACAGCCGCCAAGGUCUAACAAUGUUCGAUGAGGCUGAGGAUGAUCGUGAGGAAGCAAUUCAAAUUGCGAAGUUACGAGGGAAGGGUCGACCCAAAAAGAAAAGAACGGCUGCAGAAUCGCGAUCAGCAAAAAAGAAGAAAUAG